AUGGGUAUUCUUCAUUUUCGCUCCCGACGAGCGACACCAACGCAAACGCAAACCCUUCCACUAAGGCCUUCGCAGCCUUCAGCCCACGGCAGACAUGAAUCACGGACCUCUCGAUUGCCGCAUAAUCAACGUCUUUUUCGGGAACGCGACAUUAGGUAUCGAGAAACCAAUUACGAAAGCUCUAGUGAGAGCUCAGGCGACGAAUCAUGUUGCGAUGUCGAGUCUAAGCAAUGGAUAGAUAGCACAUCGCUCAAUCACCCCAGUAUCCAACUUACCAGGCAGAAUUUACUGCCAGUGGCUCGUGUACAGCUUGAAAGUUUCUUCUCUGAAGCGACAUACACCGAGCCGCCGCGAGUACAACAAGAAUGCGGAAAUGGAUCAAUAUGGCCUCUUUCAAGGGACCCGAUGACAGAGGGCAACAAUCAAUAUUGCACAAGCGACGACUCUUUUGUCAUUAUACCAACAUUUGGGAGAUACUUCCACUACCGAUGCCCCUUCUAUGCUUUGGACCCACGGAGAUACCAGAGCUGCAUGAUUCAACACGAACUUCACUCGAUUGAGAGUGUGAUAAAGCAUGUCAAACGGCAUCACGCUAGGCCGCCUUACUGUCCAAGGUGCUCAAAGACUUUUGAGACUGUGUCGAAAUGCGACAGGCAUAUCCUGGAGAAGAGAUGCAGAACGAAGUCUCUGAAAAUACCAGACGGAGUAAAUUUCUACCAAAGAAGCAGACUUUCCCAGAAAGACAAUCCCCAACUAUCGAAUAGACGGCGCUGGGAGCGUAUGUACAAUGUGAUCUUCCCGGAGGCUGAAAGUUGUCCCUCGCCAUAUUUGGAUAGUGGGGUUGGGCUGGCCGUGUCGAUGGCACGAGACUUUUGGAGAGGUCAAGGAAGAGAUGUGGUAUCUGAGUGUUUGGCGGGCGAGAAUUGGCUGUCAUUCGGCCUAGGAGAUGAUGCACAUGCUGUACUGUAUGAGUUGGUCAUCUUUGAUCUUAUCGGGCAACUCGUGGAGGAAGGUUGA
Fusarium odoratissimum NRRL 54006 is the source of this 1017-nucleotide messenger RNA. RefSeq lists its product as uncharacterized. The record is from RefSeq and is a predicted model, not a curated record. The transcript has a single exon. The coding region runs from base 1 to 1017 and encodes 338 amino acids. NCBI's taxonomy places the organism in Eukaryota, Fungi, Ascomycota, Sordariomycetes, Hypocreales, Nectriaceae.